Messenger RNA from Diachasmimorpha longicaudata, 1695 nucleotides. RefSeq lists its product as uncharacterized. The coding region runs from base 1 to 1695 and encodes 564 amino acids. Gene Ontology annotation, molecular function: nucleic acid binding. The record is from RefSeq and is a predicted model, not a curated record. Lineage: Eukaryota; Metazoa; Arthropoda; Insecta; Hymenoptera; Braconidae. The transcript has 2 exons. Gene Ontology annotation, biological process: DNA integration.
AUGGAUUCGAAUGGAAGUUGUGAAUGGAGGCAUGUACCAUCAGGUGACAAUCCUGCUGAUGCAUUGUCUAGAGGGCAACUGACAUCCGAAUUCACACAAAACAACCUCUGGCAACAUGGCCCUUAUUGGCUGAAACAAACAUCCGAGCAUUGGCCACAACAGCUAAUCAUUCAAACCCCCACUGAUGACAGUGAGACAAAACGAAUUACAUGCUUACACACUAUGCUCGACGAGUCAUUAUUCAAGAACUUCAACAGCUUCACUAAACUGAUACGAACAUUUGCACAUUGUUUUAGAUUAGCAGAUAUCAUCAAGGGGAGGCAGCGCCGGCAAGGAGAACUCUCAGCUACUGAACUACAAGAAACACGGGCCCGUGUGCUCAGACUGGUCCAAUCCUCUGUCUUCUCCACAGAACUUCAACACAUCAAACAAACAAACGAAAACAGGACACCUCACCACCACAAAUUGAGAGGGAGAUUGAACAAAGCACAAUUAUCAGAUCUCCAAAGGCACCCAAUCAUUUUACCGAAAAACCACAUCAUCACAGACCUCAUCAUCCUAGAAGAGCACCUCAACAACUUACACGCAGGGGUUCAAGGCACCUUGUAUAAUACAAGACAGACAUACUGGGUUCUAGAUGGCCGGAAUCAAAUUCGACGAGUUAUCCGCAAAUGCGUUACGUGUGUUCGAGCACAUCCACCACCUACUAAUUAUCUGAUGGGACAUCUGCUAGCUGCCAGAGUCUCCAGAACUAUCAGGCCCUUUGUACACGUGGGCGUAGAUUACUGUGGUCCCUUCUACAUGAAAGACAGGAAGUUUCGCAAUCGAAAUCAGGUCAAGGUUUACGUCGCCGUUUUUAUUUGUCUCGCAGUCAAGGCAGUACAUCUAGAGGUAGUCAGCGACUUAACAUCAUCUGGCUUCUGUGCAGCACUUGAUCGAUUCAUCUCCAGGAGAGGCAAACCAACACUCAUCGAAUCAGACAACGGAACCAAUUUCACUGGUGCAAAUAAUGAGCUGAAAAGGAUCUUAGCAGUUUUGCAGCAGCCAGAUGAGAAUGAUAAAAUUAGUCGAAUCCUCAUCAAUCAAGGAAUACAGUGGAAAUUCACACCCCCACUGUCGCCUCAUUUCGGUGGCAUCUGGGAAGCAGCUGUAAAAUCCUUUAAACAUCAUGCAGUCCGAUUCAUGGGUCUAGUUCUCUUCACAUUCGAAGAGUUUAACACUUUGGUGAUUCAAAUCGAAGAUAUUUUAACCUCUCGUCCUCUCACUCCAAUUUCUGCUGACCCCAACGAUCUCCAAGCAUUAAUCCCUGCACACUUCCUCAUUGGCGACACUUUCACCAACAGACCAGAACUAAACCUCAUGGACGAGAGAAUCAAUCGGCUUACUCGAUGGGAAUUGGUCCAAAAACUGAAACAAGAUUUUUGGACACGAUGGCACAAGGAAUAUUUGAACGAACUAAAUAUCAGGAAGAAAUGGACCACAGGAUCACAUGACAUUAAAGAAGAUUCAGUCGUAUUACUUAGAGACGAUAAUCUCCCUCCUAUGCAGUGGAAACUCGGUCGUGUAGUUAAAACGUAUCCGGGAGAAGAUGGAAUCAUCAGAGUCGUCGACGUCAAAACAGCUACAGGAGUAUUGAAACGCAACAUCAAGAGAGUUUCACCCUUGCCGGUGUCAUCCCCCACCAAUGACACAUAA